This is a messenger RNA of Tribolium madens (black flour beetle), 3335 nucleotides long. Its product is annotated as delta(14)-sterol reductase-like. Gene Ontology annotation, molecular function: oxidoreductase activity, acting on the CH-CH group of donors, NAD or NADP as acceptor. Gene Ontology annotation, cellular component: endoplasmic reticulum membrane; nuclear inner membrane. The record is from RefSeq and is a predicted model, not a curated record. Bases 506 to 2467 code for a protein of 653 amino acids. The transcript is spliced from 5 exons. Lineage: Eukaryota; Metazoa; Arthropoda; Insecta; Coleoptera; Tenebrionidae. Gene Ontology annotation, biological process: sterol biosynthetic process.
UCAACGUUGUCAAGCUUGACCGUUACUCUUUGUAACGGAUUUGUUUUAUUAGAUUAGUAAUAUGGGUAAUUACAGUGUAAACUGUUGCCGAUAACAAUUACGUGACUUCUAAUUGCAGUCAAAAGUGAUAAGAGUAAUUAAAACCUUGCGUAAAUGGAACCAAAACAAUUUCAAUUUGGCAACGCUGCCCCAAAUUCCUGAAGUUUGCUGUAAUUUUAAAUUUGUUAUGUAACUUUUUAAAAUUCUAUUUUAAGUUAAACCGUCUCGAAUUUAUUUUAAGUAUGUUUUUAGCCUUGUAGAAUUUUUAGAAUAAACUUUCAUCCUUUUUUCUAACUCUUAUUUUGACUAACUUCCAAACUGACCAAUGAAAUCGUCUCAUUUCGAACGCGUUGUUUUUGUGAUCAAGUAAGCGUCUGUCUGGUCACGGCGUCUUGUAAACACAAUAAUAUUUUUCGAAAUAUUUUAAAAAUACUUCAACAACACCGUCGCAAUUUAAGCUUUCACGAUGGUAUUGAAAUCUAAAGGGGCCUUGAAAGGUCAACCGCCUCUUCCUACGGAAGCUUCCGAGGAUUCUAGGCGGCCAAAAAGCCCUCCCAGGCCCAAAAGUCCUUCCCGGAAAAACCCCUCCAGAAGUCCGGCCCGGACGAAAAGCCCGGCACGCGCCAAGAGUAAAAGCCCGGCUCGUAAAAACCCUGCCAGGACUAAAAGGGACUCGCCGCCGCUUCAGGCUUCCACUCCCAAAGUGCCCUCUCCAAAGGCACGUAGCCCUAUCAGGAGAAGCCCAAGUCGGAAGUCCCCCACGAGGGCUGUCAAAACAACCAUUACAAAAAGCGCAGAGACUUAUUUCUCAGAGAGGGUGUCUCGGCCGCGCCGGACACGGGUUGAUAUAGACACAGACUCUGAUAACCCCGACGGGGACGUACCCCACUCGCACGAAAAGCCCCAAGCGGCCGUUAGGGGGCGCGCAAGACGGUUGGAGGUCCAAGUUGAGAAGUUAAAUGUUAAUGCUGACUCAAGGUCUAGCCCUUUCAAUCUUAUCAAACGCGUGACGAGAAAUUCGCAAAAUCGCGAAGUUGAGAGAGUCGUUCAUUUGAAACAUUUUGAUAGUGUGGCGAAGAAAAUGGGCGAGUUUUCAGAUGAGGACGAUAGUUUGAUGGUCAGGAAAUCGGUCUCGGUUGAAAGGGGGCAAGAAUUUCGACAAAUAACCGAAUUUGGGGGCGUUUGGGGGGCGCUCUUUUACAUAUUUGUCACUCCUUUGACGAUCAUUUGGUUAUUGGCGGCGUGUAACGAAAACCAGUGCUCGUUCACUCAAUUACCUGAUCUGAAAAAAUAUUCGAUUUUAAAUACAUGGUUUGAUCUGACUUCGAUUUUGGGUUUUUUCGGUUAUGCGAUUUUUUUGGCAAUUUUAUCAGUUAUUCCUUUUGGGGGUAAACAGAUUACCGGGUUGGCGACAAAACAGGGGAAAUUUCAUUAUAUAAUGAAUGGUCUUUUUUCGUGUUUUGUACUUAUAAUGCUCGGAAUUGGGUUAGAGUUGAAGAAAAUACCGAUUUGUGAGUUUAUAAUCAAACAUUUAUUCCAUUUGACAAUUGCGUCGAUUUUAUUCGGAUUUAUUUUGACGUUUUAUGCUUUUGUACGAAGUUUCUAUGUUCCGUUUAAUGCUUUAAAUGCUCACGUUGUUGGGAGGAAUAAAAUUUAUGGCUUUUUUAUGGGGAGGGAAUUGAAUCCACAAGCGUUUGGACUUCUCGAUCUGAAAAUGUACGUCUUUAGGCUGGCUUUAAUUGGAUCUGUACUGCUAGAUCUGGCACUUCUUUACAAUUCCUUAGGUCUAAACACCACUGAAUCGUUUAAAACAAUGGAUUUGAAAUCGUUAUCAAUCAACCCAACUUUGGUUAUUCUUGUACUAAUUCAUUUAGUAUAUUAUUUGGAUGCUUUGGCACAUGAAACUGCUUUUGUAUCAUCGUUUGAAAUUCAGUAUGAAGGAUUUGGGUUUAUGUCAGGCGUUGGUUAUUUAAUAUAUCCUAUAAUGAUGGCUUCUGUUACGAAAUACGUUGUUGAUUAUGACGUCACGUUACCAGUCUGGAAACUUACUUGGAUCAAUCUAAUUUUUAUCGUUGGAUAUAUUUUGUUUAGAGGAGGUAAUAAUCAGAAGGACGCUUUUAGAAAGAAUCCCUACGAUCCUGCACUCUCACAUUUGGAAACAAUUCCGACUACUAAAGGCAAGAAACUUAUUUGUUCCGGAUUUUGGGGCAUCGUCCGUCAUCCGAAUUACUUAGGGGAUAUUUUAAUGAAUAUGUCUUUUAUUCCUUUCGCUACCCUCGUACCACCAGUUGUGACUUCAAUUUCUAUUAUUUUAUUUUUAAUUCAUCGUUCUGUUAGAGAUAAUGUUAGAUGUAAACAGAAAUAUGGGGCUGCAUGGGACAGAUAUUGCAGUAAAGUUAAAUACGUACUAGUGCCGAAAAUCUACUAGCUUUAAAAAUUACUGUUAAAAUGCCUGAAUUUUUAUGUACAUACCUUUAACACAACACACCGCAAAUCAUGAUGUUCAGAUAUUUAUCAGUAAAUAUUUUAUAAUCUGAACACGACCAUUUUUGGACUUCAACCAAUCAGAUAGUAUGUGUAAUAUUUACAUGUUAUUUUUAUGCAAAGUAAAGUUUUACUUUUUUGCUCAAGAAUCGUUUUGCAUAAAAAUCUGAUUGGGAAUCGAGAAAAUGAGAAUAUCUUUUACGUUUAGAAGUAAGUUAUCGUAGGUUUAGUAAUUUUAAUUUUAUUGGUGUGAGUUUAGCGAUUUUAUGCCAUAUUUUACCAGUUGUAACGACAAAGUACAAACUGAACACAUUGUACCAAAUUUGUUUUAGUCCCAGUGGAGUUUUUGCUCUCUCAGUAUACAACAGCUAUAUUUUAAUUUAUCGUGAUCUCAUAGCUAGAUUGUGCAAUGUUAUUUGACAAAAAAAUAAGGUUUACAUCACGGAAGUUACAAUUUUCAUUUAUAAAUAAACGUUUUUAAACCUAAAUAAAAACGAAAAUUGUAUUAUUUUUGUAUGGAAACGUGCGGUUCAUAAUGUGACUUAUGUAUAAAUUGAAUUUCACCAUUUUAAUAAUCAAAUUAUUAAUUAAUUUAAAAAUUUUUAAACGUUAUGAUUUACUAUUAAAAAAAUACGUAAGUGUGAAAAGUAACACUUGGUACGUAUUCAAAAAGCGCCACUAAACUUUUAUUUUAUAUCUCAAUUUAUUGAAAUUAAAAAUGAAUUUUAUAUUUCUCUGAAAGUGUCUGAAGUUUAGGAGUAAAACAGAUUGAUAUCUACUUACAGAUUGUUUUAGAAUAAAUUUUUGUAAAA